AUGUACAACUCCAAUAAUAAUAAUAAUCAAGAUCUAUCGAGCUCAACAGAAAUUCAUCAAGAUGAAAAUCAAAUAAACUCAAAUAUUUUCGAAAAUUGCGCUUUUGCCACACAUUUAAUCACCACUAAAGAAGGCUAUGUAGAGAAGACCCAAAAAGUUGAACAAGCUCUUUCUUUGGGUAUCCCAAUUUUGGUUAAAGAAUUUGUCCAUGAUUGUGUAUUAAAAAAAGAAUUAAUUCCUGUUGAAACCUUUUUAGUAUCAUUCUUAACAUCUAAUGCAUCUAUUUUAUCCUCAUCACAAGAGUUAGAGGUAAAAUCAAAUGAUGUAUAUAUAAAUAUGCUUUCCUCCGUUAAUAAAGUUAAUCUUGAUGAUAAGACAGCAACAACAACCGAAACUACAAAAAAUAGCUCGCCAAUCAUCUCUUUGAUUGCUUUAGAAGAAAAAAAUGGUAAUAAUGCUAAUACAGCUCAAUGCAAUCAACAAUUUUUAGAAGCCGAAAAUCAAGCACUUAAAGAUAAAAUCAAAGAGAUUGAAUAUGAAUUUAAAUGCUAUAAAAUUGCAAAAGAGAGUUUAGAAAUAGAAAAAGAUUUAGAAAUAAAAAAAUUAAAAGAAGGUCAAAGAUAUAAUAGUACAGUCAAAGAAUCACUCUUAAGAGAUCUCGAGAAUAGAUGUAAAGAGGUUAUUGAUUUAGAAUUUAUAUUAGAAGAAUAUCAAGCUCGUAAUGCUAAACUUACAGACCGUUUGAAAAGUUCCAAUAAACCAAAUGGAAAUGAUGAAGAGAAAAAAAUAAUCCAAACAAAACUCGACCAAAUGACCACAUUAAAAAUUCAAUUAGAUAUUGAAAAUACUCAACUCAAUUCUGAAAUUGAAGGAUUAAAAAAAUUUCACUCCCUCAGAGGCCAUCAUAUUUCUGGUUUAGAAAAUAAUAUAUCAGGUAAUCAAGAGAGUCAAUCUAAAAUACCAAUUAAUCAUCAAAGCCAAACAAUACUAAAUGAAGGUAUUAAAAAUGAGCUCGAAGGAGUUAAAUCAAAAAAAUCUGAAAAGUUGGGUGCUCGUAUUGCAAGAUUUUUUAGAUGUGGUAGAAGUAAUAGUGGUAGUGCUAAAUUAGAAUCAAACAAUUCAAAUAAAUCCUCAACUAGUAAACUACCAUCUUCAUCAUCAUCAAAUAAUUCAACAUCACCAUCAACAUUUUAUAUAAAUAACAACACCUCACCAUUGGUACCUCCACCACAUUUACCACCAUUACCAGCUUGGAGAUAUAAAUAUAUCUCUUUAGUUCUACCAAAUUCACUUGCCAAACCAUCUUCUGGAGUACAGAACUUGACUUCAAGAGGCUCAUCAGAUAGUAGUUCAUCAUCAGCCAUCAAAAGUCAAAGAAAUAGCAGUAUUUUUGUUGUAGAUCCAAGAAAUUUCAAUGACGAGCUUCCAACUGAAAUGAUGUUACAGGCUGAACAACUUAGAAAAUUAGAGAUUUCUGACUCAAAAAGUUCAUUUGGAAACAGAGGGAAAAAGAAAGAGAAAAACAUAGAGACAGAGAUAGGGAUAGGGGAUAGAGACAGAGAAAGGUCAAGAUUCAAAGAUAGAGAAAGAGAAAGAGAAAGAGAAAGAGAAAGAGAAAGAGAAAGAGAAAGAGAAAGAGAAAGAGAAAGAGAAAGAGAAAGAGAAAGAGAAAGAGAAAAACAUAGAAACCGAGAUAGGGAUAGGGACAGAGGGAGGUCAAGAUCCAAAGAUAGAGAAAAAAAAUGA
Messenger RNA from Dictyostelium purpureum, 1746 nucleotides. RefSeq lists its product as uncharacterized. The record is from RefSeq and is a predicted model, not a curated record. Lineage: Eukaryota; Evosea; Eumycetozoa; Dictyosteliales; Dictyosteliaceae. Gene Ontology annotation, cellular component: Set1C/COMPASS complex. The transcript has 6 exons. Bases 1 to 1746 code for a protein of 581 amino acids.